Messenger RNA from Tribolium castaneum (red flour beetle), 1241 nucleotides. RefSeq lists its product as uncharacterized. Lineage: Eukaryota; Metazoa; Arthropoda; Insecta; Coleoptera; Tenebrionidae. The record is from RefSeq and is a predicted model, not a curated record. The coding region runs from base 73 to 1206 and encodes 377 amino acids. The transcript has 3 exons. Gene Ontology annotation, biological process: spliceosomal tri-snRNP complex assembly.
UGACAAUUGUGUCAAUACUUGACACAAUCCUAACCUCACAAUUGACAAUUUGCCAAAAACGUAAACAAACACAUGGACCAAGCCACAGCUCGACGCCUGCUCUCCGAGGGCGCCUUCUUCAUCCUCCUGGGGGUCCCCGAGGGCACCGAGUUCGGCAUCGACCUCAAAUCCUGGAACACGGGGGAGAAGUUCCGCGGGGUUAAAAUGAUCCCCCCAGGCGUGCACUUCAUAUUUUACAACUCUGUUAGUGCGACAACCGACGAUGUGGCCCCCAGAGUUGGGUUUUUCCACAAUUUUAAACCGGGCGAAGUCCUGGUGAAAAAAUGGUCAAAGGUAAAUGAGCAAAUCAGUGACGAGCAAGUCAAUGAGUCGGAAAUCGUGAGUUUGAAGGAGAAUUUGAGGGCUCUUGAUGGGUUUCUGGGGCCUUAUCCGUUCGAUAUUGCGGAGCGGUGGGCCAGCUUAGUGGGGAGCAUCACCGAAAAUUUGUUGGGGAAAUUGGUGCCGCAGUGUGGGCAAGUGAGGGCUGCUUUGGAGCUGCAGUCGUGCAGCGAUGCCGAGCGGCCCAGGGGGGCUAAAAGAAAAAAGGGGGAGGCGAGUGAGCCGUCUUGUAGCGGGAUAAAAAAUUUGUCCGGUUGUGGAGAACUUGAUUUGUUGCCUGCUUUAAAACCGAUCGAAGGGACGGAGUUAAGGUUGACGAAAUUCCCUGAAAAGAACUAUCCUGAGGGAAGCUCGCCCUCUGAAAUUACGCAGCAUUCCCUUGAUUUAACAUUUGUUUUUGAAACACUUUUGUCACAGUAUUCUGAGUCUACGGAAAUCAUCGGUGAGCUGGAAUUCUGCUACAUUUGUUUCCUUGUAGGCCACAGUUUGGAGGCAUUUGACCAGUGGAAAAAACUAGUGACUUUGUUUUGUUCCUGUGAUGCCGCUAUUACAAAAUAUAGAAAAUUAUUCGAUUUAUUUAUAACAGUUUUAGAAGUACAUAUAAAGGAAAUACCGGAAGAAUUCUUAGCAGAUAUUGUUUCAAACGAUAAUUUUGUUUAUGUUAAUUUGAAAAAAUUAUUUAGGUCGAUUCAUGAAUCAAACGUUGACGGACAAUUUAAAAGUAAAGUCGUUCGAUUUAAAAAUUCUUUAACUACGACGUUUUUGUGGGAUUUUGAACAUCUGGAUUCCGAUGAAGACGACGAAGCCCCAGUUAUUGUAGAAACUUAAUUUUGUUGUGUUGAAAAUAAAACUAUUUUACUUCA